Messenger RNA from Sardina pilchardus (European sardine), 2021 nucleotides. It is a transcript of the gene polm, whose product is annotated as polymerase (DNA directed), mu. Gene Ontology annotation, molecular function: DNA-directed DNA polymerase activity; DNA binding. The record is from RefSeq and is a predicted model, not a curated record. Gene Ontology annotation, biological process: double-strand break repair via nonhomologous end joining. Lineage: Eukaryota; Metazoa; Chordata; Actinopteri; Clupeiformes; Clupeidae. The transcript has 11 exons. The coding region runs from base 165 to 1712 and encodes 515 amino acids. Gene Ontology annotation, cellular component: nucleus.
CAGUCGAUGCAAAAAAGUAGAUUGUUCAUCUGGCCCUGUCAAUUUAGCUCCCCACACGUACAUUAUGUAACUUAACUCUAAAGGCUCGUACAAGAUGUGUCUUUAGAGAGAAUCAUCUUUGGACAAAAUAAGUCUUAUGACGGAUAACUUUGCUAGCUUCACAGAUGGUGCCGCUAAAGCGUAGGAAAGUAGUCUCGACAUCGUCUGCAACUGACACUGACAUCAAAGCCACGAAAUACCCAGACACCGUCAUCUUUAUCUUAGAGAGAAAGAUGGGAGCCAGCCGCAGGACUUUCCUCACUAGACUUGGACGAAACAAAGGAUUCCAGGUCGCAGAGCAGUUCAGUGAGGCUGUUACACAUGUCGUCGCGGAGAACAACUCGGGGGAUGAGGUGCAGGCCUGGCUUGAGACUCAAACUGUGGGUCGCACUACGUCUAAUACGGUUCAUUUGUUGAGCAUCAGCUGGUAUACAGAAAGCAUGGCUACUGGCAAGCCUGAGAGCAUUCAAGAGAAACACAAAUUAAAGGUGAGCCACACACCCACUCCAGUCACGCCUGUGGUCUCUGCAAAGAGUUACGCCUGUCAGAGAAGAACUCCUCUGAAGCACCACAACUUGUUUCUGACUGAACCAUUGGAGCUGUUGGCAGAGAAUGCUGAGUUGGGUGAGAACGAGGGGAGGAGCGUGGCAUUCCGGAGGGCGGCAGCCAUCUUGAAGACACUCCCACGUGCGGUGAAGAGGAUGGAGGACCUGCAGGGUCUGCCCUGUCUGGGCGAACACUCGCUACGUGUUAUCAAGGAGAUCUUAGAGUACGGGUCGUCACAGGAGGUUGAGUCAACACGGCACUCGGAGCAGUUUCAGGCUAUGAAGGCUUUGACGGGCAUAUUUGGAGUCGGGGUGAAGACGGCUGAUCGCUGGUUCAGGGAGGGACUCCGCUGCCCAGCAGACGUGACCAAAUCAGAGCAGAGACUGAACAGCUCCCAGCAAGCAGGCUUGCUGCACCAUGAGGACCUCAGCCAGCGCGUCAGUAGGGCAGAAGCCGACGCCAUUGGUCAGAUCGUAGAGAGGGCGGUACAGGAAGUCCUGCCAGGAGCUCAGAUCACGCUGAUUGGAGGAUUCAGGAGGGGGAAGGAGACGGGCCAUGACGUGGACUUCCUCAUCACUCACCCAGAGGAGGGGAAGGAGGAGGGGCUCAUGCCCAAAGUGGUCCAGUGGCUGGAGGCUCAGGAUCUGCUUCUGUAUCAGAAAACUACCAUGAACUCUUACCUGGAGUCCAAAGAGGGGCCCGCACGGCCCGCUCACAACAUGGAUCGCUUUGAGAGGUGCUUCUCCAUCUUUAAGCUGGAGCGGAGUGUCCUGGGGGAGGCACACUCGUCUGCCCAGGCCACGGAGGGGGAACCUGGGGGUGGAGAGGGACGAGCCCCUGGGUCAGAGCCACUGCCACAGCGCCGCCCUGCUGGAUGGAAGGCCGUUAGGGUGGACCUGGUAGUCAGCCCCUUCAGUCAGUUUGGGUUUGCUCUGUUGGGCUGGACUGGCUCCAAGCUAUUUGAAAGGGAGUUGAGGCGCUGGGCAGGCCGGGAGAAGAACAUGUCCUUGAGCAGUCACGCCCUCUACGACAACAGCAAGAAAUGCUACCUCAGAGCCAGUACGGAGGAAGAGAUCUUCAGCCACCUGGGACUGGACUACAUCCAACCAUGUGACCGCAACGCCUGAUUGGUCAAGAGGUCUGUAGAAGGGGGGGAUAAACGGUUGCAUCCACUCUUCGGUUCCUGUGUGGAUCCAAAACCUGUAGAACCCAAAAGAACCUUGUAGAAGUUUACUCGGCAACUGAAUUCAAAUCUGCACCUCAAAAUGGCCGCCCGGGCUGACUCACCGCACUGCCUCGGCUGAUUCUCCCGUUAGUCACCAGCGGUGCCCGUGAGUCAGGAUAUCUGCUGGGUCACUCUCUCACUUCCAGAGCGUCCCUCGCAUGUGAAGAAAAGGGCCUCGGGAACCACGAGAGAAAACGCCUGACCGGCAAGA